UUUGCUUCCAGGUUCCAUCCAAACUUGCCUUCUCUCUUCUAAACAUCACAUCACAUCGUCCUCUCUCUCUCUCUCUCUCCCCACAGCUUCCCAUAUACUCUUUGUUUGCCUGAAACGCACCGCAAUAUAGAAGGCAUCCUUCCCUGCUCCUGUCUCUCAGGCUUCUUCUGUUUCUUGGGGCUUUCCUUGUUCUGGACAUUUGAAUUGGUCGAGAUCCGAUGGUGAUCGAGAGAAAUCUGGCCAGUCAGAAAGGCAAAGAGUACUGCGAGUUGCCGAGCGAGCCGAAGAAUAGCAAGUCAAAGAAGAGCAAGCGCCGGCAGAGGAAAGCCUCGCCGGUGCAGAAGCUAUACGAAAUUUGUAAGCAAGUUUUCGCGACGGCUCGGCCGGGGAUUGUCCCGCCGGCCGGCGACGUUGAACGCAUAAGAUCAGUCUUGGAUGAGAUGAGGGAAGUUGACUUCGGCCUGAGCCCAAAUAUGCCAUUUUUCAAGACGACGACGACAAGUGCUGGAGCUGCUGCUGGUAGACCUCCAAAAAUAACAUACAUUCACCUCCAUUUAUGCGACAAGUUCUCGAUCGGGAUAUUCUGCUUGCCACCAUCAGGCAUCAUUCCGCUGCACAACCAUCCUGGGAUGACGGUGUUCAGUAAGCUUCUCUUUGGAACCAUGCACAUCAAGUCAUAUGACUGGGCACCUGACCUCACUCGUUCCCAAGUAAGGCAGCCUCCCGGGGGAGCGCGAUUGGCUAAGGUUAAGGUGGACGCCAAGUUCACUGCACCUUGCAGGACUUCGAUACUCUAUCCAGCCGACGGUGGAAACAUGCACUGCUUCACUGCAUUGACUGCCUGCGCCAUUCUGGAUGUGAUGGGGCCUCCCUACUCCGAUCCCGAUGGAAGGCACUGCACGUACUACCUCCACUCCACCCUUCCUGCUCCAUCAGUCGUCGAUAACGGCGGCACAGUGGCCGGGGAGGACGACAGCGACACGUAUGCGUGGCUGGAAGAGACGGAGAAUCCCAAGUACCUGGACGUAGAUGUGGUGCCCUACAGCUGCCCAACAAAGUGACAUGGAAUAAUCAAUCUCAGCGCCCUUUGUAUAUCCUCUAAAUUUGUAUAUUAUGGGGAACAGAGACAGUUGAAAUGGUACUUCUGUAAUCAAGGAUAAGUCAUUUCAACAGAACAUUCAAUAAUGCACAUCCCAUAUGAAGGCUGAAGCAUUGUCUUUGUAUUUGUA
Molecule: messenger RNA, 1229 nt
Organism: Diospyros lotus (date-plum)
Lineage: Eukaryota; Viridiplantae; Streptophyta; Magnoliopsida; Ericales; Ebenaceae
Product: plant cysteine oxidase 2-like
Exons: 6
Coding region: 219-1061 (280 amino acids)
Molecular function (GO): oxidoreductase activity, acting on single donors with incorporation of molecular oxygen, incorporation of two atoms of oxygen
Source: RefSeq, a predicted model, not a curated record